Messenger RNA from Chelonoidis abingdonii (Abingdon island giant tortoise), 18086 nucleotides. It is a transcript of the gene HMCN1, whose product is annotated as hemicentin 1. Gene Ontology annotation, cellular component: plasma membrane. Gene Ontology annotation, molecular function: calcium ion binding. Gene Ontology annotation, biological process: homophilic cell-cell adhesion. The record is from RefSeq and is a predicted model, not a curated record. Lineage: Eukaryota; Metazoa; Chordata; Testudines; Testudinidae.
CAUCCCUCUCCCUCCCUCUCUCAAAGGUCUGGUGGAGUGUGUGGGUGUGGGGGGAAGAGCAACUCAGAUCUAAGUUGUGCAGAAAAGGUUUUGUUUUGUUUGUUUUUUAAAAAGUUCAGAUGUAUUUCUCCCCUGCAGUGGAAGCCCUCUGACACUUAGUGAGUACUAAGCACGCUGCUUAGGCACUGGGGAGAAAAAUGAUUUCCCGUGGAAAUAUCCCCACCUGGAGAAUGGGAUUCUGCAUAGUAUCCUUGCUGGCUCUCUUUUCUUCUUGCUACGCACAAGAUGCCAGUGCAGAGAAAGAGCCCAGGGCUGAAGAAAUCCCGGAGGGAGCAUCCACCUUGGCAUUUGUGUUUGAUGUGACUGGCUCUAUGUAUGACGACUUAGUUCAAGUUAUUGAAGGGGCAUCUAAAAUUUUGGAAACCUCUCUGAAAAGACCUAAGAAACCACUUUACAACUUUGCUUUGGUGCCUUUCCACGAUCCAGAAAUUGGCCCAGUGACAAUUACCACAGAUUCCAAGAAAUUUCAAUAUGAACUCCGGGAACUUUAUGUUCAGGGUGGUGGUGACUGUCCAGAGAUGAGCAUUGGUGCAAUCAAAAUUGCUCUAGAAAUUUCUCUGCCUGGUUCUUUCAUCUAUGUAUUUACUGAUGCACGAUCCAAAGAUUAUAGGCUGACACAUGAAGUACUGCAGCUCAUUCAGCAGAAGCAGUCACAGGUUGUAUUUGUGCUGACUGGAGACUGUGAUGAUAGGUCACAUAUUGGUUACAAGGUCUAUGAAGAAAUUGCCUCAACAAGUUCUGGUCAAGUUUUCCAUUUGGACAAAAAGCAAGUUAAUGAGGUAUUGAAGUGGGUAGAAGAAGCGGUGCAGGCCUCCAAAGUGCAUCUCCUAUCCACAGACCAUUUGACCUUGGCAGUAAAUACUUGGCAAAUUCCUUUUGAUCCCAGUCUGAAAGAGGUCACAGUGUCACUGAGUGGCCCUUCUCCAGUAAUUGAAAUUCAUGAUCCAUUAGGUAAGCAGAUGGGGAAAGGAUCUGGCUUGAAUGAGUUGCUAAAUAUCCAUAACUCUGCAAAGGUGGUGAAUGUAAAAGAUCCAGAACCUGGAAUGUGGACGAUUAAGACGUCCAGCAGUGGAAGGCACUCUGUUCGUAUAACAGGUCUCAGUACUAUUGAUUUUCGAGCUGGUUUUUCUAGAAAGCCAACACUAGACUUCAAAAAAGCAUCCAGCAGACCAGUGCAAGGAAUACCUACCUAUGUGCUAUUGAAUACAACAGGGAUCUCUCUUCCAGCUAGAGUGGACCGUCUAGAACUUCUGAGUAUCACAGGGGAGCUUCUUAAGACAAUGCCUGUGAAAUACUAUCCUGAUCGAAAACCCUAUGGAAUAUGGAAUUUUACUGAGUUCAUCCCACCAAAUGAAGCCUUUUUUGUUAAAAUAAUGGGGUAUGACAAGGAUGAUUAUCUCUUCCAGAGAGUGUCAAGUGUUUCGUUUUCUAGUAUUAUUCCUGAUGCUCCAAAAGUUAUAAUACCCAAGAAAACUCCAGGAUACUACCUGCAGCCAGGGUAUAUAUCUUGCCAUGUGGAAAGUCUUAUACCUUUUACUCAGCAUUUCAGCAGAAAUGGAAUAAAACUGGGAAUGGAUCAGUUCUUCAGAGAAUCGUCUAGCGUGAACUGGGAAAUUGCCAAGGUCUCCUUGUCUGAUGAAGGAUAUUAUGAAUGCAUUGCUAUGAGCAGUGUGGGCACUGGAAGUGCUCAGACAUUUCUGGAUGUAUCAGAGCCCCCACCUGUGGUUCAGGUUCCUAAUAAUGUCACCGUCACCCCUGGGGAGAGAGCCAUAUUGACCUGCCUAACCUUAAGCACAGUGCGUUACAAUCUCACCUGGCAGAGAAAUGGCAAUGACUUGAGGCUUGUGGAGCCCUCCCGAAUAAGGAUGAUGAGCAAUUUGUCUUUAGAAGUAAAAUCUGUAAAGCUCACAGAUGCUGGCGAGUACAGUUGCACUGCCUCCAAUGAAGGUGGAUCGACUGUGGCUUCUGUCUUCCUCACGGUACAAGAACCACCCAAAGUUGUCAUAUCACCUAAGAAUCAGUCUUUUACAGAAGGCUCCGAGGUGUCUAUAAUAUGUUCUGGAACAGGUUAUCCAAAGCCAAAGAUAGUCUGGACACACAAUGACAUGUUUAUCAUGAGAUCAAACAGAUAUAGGUUGACCCCAGAAGGCAGCUUGAUAAUCAAAAAGGCUGUUCCAAAAGACGCAGGACUUUAUGGUUGUUUGGCCAGUAACUCAGCUGGGACAGAGAGACAGACUUCUACCCUCACAUUCAUUGAGGGCCCAAAGUUGACUGUAGUUCACAGUGAAAUUCUGGUUGCCCUUGGAGACACGACUGUAAUGGAAUGUAAAACCACUGGGAUCCCACCUCCUCAAGUUAAAUGGUUUAAAGGUGACCUAGAGUUGAGGGCGUCGAUGUUUCUUAUUAUUGAUUCUAAUCGGGGUCUUUUGAAGAUCCAGGAAACACAGGAUCUGGAUGCUGGUGAUUAUACUUGUGUGGCCAGCAAUGAUGCAGGAAGAGCAUCUGGCAAGAUAACUUUAGAUGUUGGUUCUCUCCCAGUUUUCACACAGGAACCUAGUGAUGAAUCUGUGGAUAUUGGAUCAAACGUGACACUGCCUUGCUAUGUUCAGGGUUACCCAAAACCAAAGGUUAAAUGGAGACGGUUGGAUGGCGCGCCUCUUUUCUCCAGACCCUUUGCAGUUAGUUCCAUCAGUCAGCUCAGAACGGGUGCCCUCUCUAUUAACAAUUUGUGGGUCAGCGAUGAGGGAACUUACAUCUGUGAAGCUGAAAACCAAUUUGGAAAGAUCCAGUCACAGCCAGCCACAAUAACAGUAACAGGACUGGUUGCGCCUCUAAUUGGAAUGAGCCCAGCAGUAGCCAAUGUAAUUGAAGGACAGCAGCUUACUUUGCCUUGUGUACUGCUGGCUGGAAACCCAAUUCCAGGGCGGAAAUGGAUUAAAAAUGAUAUGGUGUUGGUUCCAAAUCCCUACGUUAGUGUUCGCAGUGAUGGGAGUCUGCACCUUGAAAAAGUUCGGCUACAGGAUGGAGGGGAAUAUACUUGCAUGGCAAGUAAUGUAGCUGGGACAAACAACAAAACUACCACCGUCAGUGUAUUUGUUCUACCUAUCAUUCAGCAUGGACAGCAGAUAUUCAGUACAAUUGAAGGAAUCCCAGUAACAUUACCGUGCAAAGCAAGUGGAAUUCCUAAGCCAUCCAUCGUGUGGUCCAAGAAAGGAGAGCUGAUUUCUCCCAGGAAUAUGAAAUUUUCUGCUGGGUCUGAUGGAAGUUUGUAUGUAGUUUCACCAGGAGGAGAGGAGACCGGGGAGUAUAUGUGCACAGCAACAAAUGCGGCUGGUUAUGCAACACGGAAAGUCCAACUAACUGUUUAUGUGAAACCCAGAGUGUCCAGGCCUGGAGACCAGCAAGAAGGUACAUAUGACAAACCUAUAGAGAUUUCAAUGACUGCAGGGGAAGAUGUCACGCUUCCAUGUGAGGUGAAGAGUUUGCCGCCACCCAUGAUUACCUGGGCCAAAGAAAUGCAGCUUAUCUCUCCAUUCUCUCCAAGACACACUUUCCUUCCCUCAGGGUCAAUGAAGAUCACUGAGACACGAGUUUCAGACGCCGGAAUGUAUAUCUGCGUGGCCACAAAUAUUGCUGGGAACGUGACUCAGUCAGUAAAGCUAAACGUACAUGUUCCUCCAAAGAUACAACGUGGGCCUCGAGUUAUGAAAGUACAAGCUGGUCACAGAGUUGACAUACCGUGCAAUGCUCAAGGGAUCCCUCCCCCAACAGUCACCUGGUUCAAAGGCAGAAAUAUCAUGCUAAUAGAUGGAGGACAAUAUAUCAGCAAUCCGGAUGGAACACUGAGCAUCAGCAAAAUCCAGAUUUCAGACUCUGGAAUCUACAAGUGUGUUGCUAGUAACAUAGCUGGCAGUGAUGAAUUGGAGAUAACGAUACAAGUUCAAGAACCUCCUACAGUAGAUGAUCUUAAUCCUCCUUACAACACUCCAUUUCAAGAAAGAGUUGCAAAUCAACGUGUUGCAUUUCCAUGUCCAGCAAAAGGCACCCCAAAACCUGUCAUCAAAUGGUUACGUAAUGGCAGGGAGCUGACUGGCAAUGAGCCGGGCAUUUCAAUUUUGGAGGAUGGGACACUGCUUAUCAUUGCUUCAGUUACACCGUACGACAAUGGAGAAUACAUCUGCCUAGCAGUGAAUGAAGCAGGAAGCACAGAAAGAAAAUACAAUCUGAAGGUUCAUGUCCCUCCUGAAAUUCAAGAUCAAGAAAAGGUGACAAAUGCAUCUGUAGUGGUUAAUCAGCCUGUGAAUCUCUUCUGUGAAGUGUCAGGCAACCCCUUUCCCAUCAUCACAUGGUAUAAAGAGGAUGUCCAGGUUGCGGAAAGCAGUACUCUCCAGAUUUUGCACAAUGGGAAGAUACUGAAGCUCCUUAAGGUUGCUGCUGCUGAUGGUGGACAGUAUUCAUGCAAAGCAACUAACAUAGCAGGGAGUUCUGAGAAGCUAUUUAAUGUAGAUGUGCUAGUUCCACCAAGCAUAAAAGGUGCUGACACGCCAGGGGAAGUUUCAGUCACCCUCAACCAAGAGACCAGUCUGGAGUGCAAAGUCAAAGGCUCCCCUUUUCCUGUCAUUCAUUGGUUCAAAGAUGGCAAGCCCCUUUUUUUGGGAGAUCCUAAUAUCGACCUUCUGGACAAAGGACAAGUUCUGCGCAUAAAGAGUGCUCGAAGACUCGACAAAGGACGCUAUCAGUGCAGUGUGACCAAUGCUGCUGGCAAACAAGUCAAGGAUGUCAAGCUGAUCGUCCAUGUCCCACCUACUAUUAAAGGAGGAAAUAUUACUACUGAGAUAUCCACAUUGCUCAACAGCUUAAUAAAGCUGGAAUGUGAAACCAGGGGAAUCCCAGCCCCUUCCAUUACAUGGUACAAAGAUGGACACCCAAUUAUUUCAAGUCCACAAGCUCUUUAUGUGGACAGGGGGCAGUUCCUUCAGAUUCCUCGGGCUCAAGUCUCAGAUUCUGCUAAGUAUACCUGCCUGGUGAUCAACAUUGCUGGCACUGCUGAAAAAAUAUAUCAAGUGGAUGUCUAUGUUCCUCCGGUUAUUGAGGGUGGCUCUGACACAGUCCAGAACAAGCAGGUGGUUGCUGGCAAUUCACUGACAUUGGAGUGUAAAGCUGCUGGCAACCCCCCUCCUCUCCUUACCUGGUUAAAAGAUGGAGUGCCUGUGAAAGCAAGUGAUAACCUCCACAUUGUGUCUGGUGGGAAGAAACUGGAGAUCUUGAAUGCUGUAGAGGCCGAUCGUGGCCAGUACAUAUGUGUGGCCACCAGCAUAGCAGGAGAAAAAGAAAUCAAAUAUGAUGUUGAAAUCUUAGUCCCACCACUUGUGGCAGGGGGAGAGGAACCUUCAAACUACAUUGUGAUCCUUCAUAGCCCUCUGGAGCUGGAUUGUCCGGCAACAGGAACCCCUCCACCGACUAUCACGUGGUUGAAAGAUGGCCAGCCAAUUGAAGAGGGAGAUGGAUAUAAGAUCUUAUUAAAUGGACGCAAACUUCUCAUCUCCCGGGCUGAAGUGUUGGACACAGGCCGCUAUAAGUGUGUGGCAACAAACAAGGCAGGAGACCAUGAAAAGGAAUUGGAUAUUACUGUGCAUGUUCCUCCAACAAUCAAAUCCACUGGCCCUUCUGAGAGAGCUGUGGUAGUAUACAAACCCAUGACAUUGCAAUGUGUAGCCAAUGGUAUUCCCAGUCCUUCCAUUAUGUGGUUAAAAGAUGGCCAGCCUGUAAACACAGCCAGAGGAAAUAUCCGACUGGAGUCUUCAGGCCACAUUCUGCAAAUUGCCAAGGCCCUCCUGGAAGAUGCUGGUAGAUACACCUGCGUAGCAACAAAUGCUGCAGGAGAAGCCCAGCAGCACAUUCGUCUUCAUGUGCAUGAACCACCCAGUCUGGAGCAUGCAGGGAAGAUGUUAAAUGAAACAGUGGUGGUGAAUAACCCAAUCCACCUUGAGUGCAAAGCAUCUGGGAAUCCUUUGCCAGCUAUCACAUGGUACAAAGACAGUCAUCCACUCACGAGUGCUGCAAGUGUCACGUUCUUAAACAGGGGGCAAAUUGUUCAGCUUGACAGUGCCCAGAUCUCUGACACUGGCAUUUAUAAAUGUGUGGCUGUCAAUACAGCAGGAACAGCUGAACUCUUUUACAACCUGCAGGUUCAUGUCCCCCCAUCAAUUUCUGGCAGGAAUGAGAUGGUGGCAGUGGUAGUUAAUAAUCUAGUGAGGUUGGAAUGUGAAGCUAGAGGUAUCCCUACACCCAUUCUGACUUGGCUGAAAGAUGGUAGUCCUGUUUCCAGCUUUUCUGAUGGACUCCAGGUUCUCUCUGGGGGUCGUGUCUUGGCACUGACUAGUGCUCAGAUCAGUGACACAGGAAAGUAUAUCUGUGUUGCAGUGAAUGCUGCUGGGGAGAAACAAAGGGAUAUUGAUCUCAGAGUUUACGUUCCACCAAACAUUAUGGGAGAGGAACAGAAUCUGUCUGUGCUCAUCAGCCAAGCAGUGGAGCUGCGUUGCCAGAGCAAUGCCAUUCCCCCACCCAUGCUGACUUGGCUCAAAGAUGGCCGACCUUUGCUGAAAAAACCAGGCCUCAGCAUCUCUGAAGAUGGAAGUGUAUUGAAGAUUGAAGAAGCUCAGGUUCAAGACACUGGACGUUACACUUGUGAAGCCACAAAUGUUGCUGGGAAAACAGAAAAGAAUUAUAAUGUCAAUGUUUGGGUGUCACCAAGUAUUUAUGGCUCAGAUGAACUCUCCCAACUGGCAGUAAUUGAAGGAAGCCUUAUCAGUUUGGUAUGUGAAUCCAGUGGUAUUCCACCACCAAGCCUUACCUGGAAAAAGAACAGUUCUCCAUUGCUGGCUGACCCUACAGGAAGAGUCAGAGUGCUGUCUGGAGGCAGACAGUUGCAGAUUUCAAUUGCUGAAAAAUCUGAUGCUGCAUCCUAUAUGUGUCUGGCUUCAAAUAUAGCUGGAAACGCAAAGAAAGAAUACAAUUUGCAAGUUUAUGUUCGCCCAACUAUAAUGAACAGUGGGAACCACCCGUUUGAAGUUGUUGUAACUCGAGGGAAUAAUGUUUCACUGGAGUGCAAAGUACAGGGUAACCCACAGCCAGUAAUAACUUGGAUGAAAGAUGGUCGUACCCUUGUCAACGGGAGGAGAGUAGAAAUACUGAAUGAUGGAUAUCUUCUUCAGCUGAAGAACGCCCAAGUGUCUGACACUGGCCGCUACAUGUGUGUGGCUGUGAAUGUGGCAGGACUGACUGACAGGAAAUAUGAUUUAAACAUUCAUGUCCCUCCAAGUAUUGUAGGUGACCUGGAAGUGCCUGAAAACAUCAGCACUGUGGAGAAAAAUCCUGUCACUCUGAUUUGUGAAGCAUCUGGAAUUCCCCUGCCAUCCAUAACAUGGCUCAAGAAUGGAAGGCCUAUCCCCUUGAAUAGCUCUGUGAGAAUUCUGUCAGGGGGUAGGACCCUGCGUUCAAUGCAGACUAAAGUGGAAGAUGCUGGUCAGUAUACCUGUAUAGCAACCAAUGCUGCAGGAGAAGCAAGGAAACAUUUUGGCCUUUCAGUUUUAGUGCUCCCAGGAAUUGUGGGUGAGAAUAAACUGGAGGAUGUGAAAGUAAAAGAAAAACACAGUGUUACAUUAACUUGUGAAGUCAUAGGGAAUCCUGUACCACAGAUUACAUGGGUAAAAGAUGGUCAGCCUCUUACCCAGGAUGGAGAUCACCAGAUUCUGUCCAGUGGACGUUUUCUUCAAAUCACCAACACUCAAGCUGCUGACACAGGGAGAUACACAUGUGUUGCAUCCAAUAUAGCUGGUGACAAAAGCAAAAGUUACAGUCUCAGUGUACUUGUGUCUCCAACCAUUGCGGGUACAGACAGUCAUGGCAGUGCAGAAGACAUCAUUGUUAUCCUGAAUAGCCCCGCAUCCCUGACUUGUGAGGCUUAUUCAUAUCCACCAGCUACAAUUACCUGGCUCAAAAAUGGAGCUCCACUGGAAUCUAACAGAAAUAUCCGAAUUUUGCCAGGAGGGCGAACCCUGCAGAUUCUAAAUGCACAGGAGGACAGUGCUGGUAGAUACACCUGCAUAGCCACAAAUGAAGCUGGGGAAACACUGAAACACUAUGAAGUGAAAAUCUACAUUCCACCCGUCAUUAACAAAGGAGAUAUCUCAGGAAUGGGCCUGUCUCCUAAAGAAGUAAAGAUCAAAGUAAACAACAGCCUUACUCUGGAGUGUGAAGUUCAUGCGAUUCCUGCUGCUGCCAUCAGCUGGUAUAAGGAUGGACAGCCUAUUAAACCAGAUGCUCAUGUUACCAUCCAAGCCAGUGGCCGGACUCUGCAGAUAAAGGAAGCUCAGGUAUCAGACACUGGCCGUUACACAUGUUUGGCGUCCAACGUUGCUGGAGAGGAUGAAAUAGAUUUUGACGUGAACAUACAAGUUCCUCCUAGGUUCCAAAAACCUCCUAGAGCAUGGGAAGUUGGUUACACAGUAGAUACAGGCAGAGGUGGAGAAACCAAAGAUGUGAUUGUCAACAAUCCUCUUUCUCUGUAUUGUGAGACCAAUGCUGUGCCCCCUCCUGUUCUCACAUGGUAUAAAGAUGGCUACCCUCUGAGCUCCAGUGAUAAAAUACUGAUAUUACCAGGAGGCAGAGUGUUACAGAUUCCACGGGCCCAAGCAGAAGAUGCUGGGAGAUAUACAUGUGUGGCUGUAAACGAAGCUGGAGAAGAUUCCAUUCAAUAUGAUGUCCAUGUGCAAUUGCCACCAUCCAUUAACGGAGCUGAUGUUGAUCUGCCUGAAGAGGUCACUGUGCUUGUGAACAAGACCACAGUGAUGGAAUGUGUGGCAACUGGCAGCCCUGCUCCAAGCAUAACUUGGCAAAAGGAUGGCCAGCUCCUAGCAGAAGAUGACCAACACAGGUCUUUAUCCAGUGGAAGGAUGUUACAGAUCCUAAAUUCCCAAAUAACAGAUACCGGCAGGUAUGUGUGUGUUGUGGAGAACAUAGCCGGAAGUGCCAAAAAGUAUUUUAACCUUAAUGUUCAUGUUCCUCCAAGUGUUGUGGGUACUAAUUUUGAGAAUUUGACUGUGGUGGUGAAUAAUUUCGUCUCCUUGACCUGUGAGGUUACUGGCUUCCCACCUCCUGAUCUCAGCUGGCUCAAAAAUGGAAAACCUAUCAGCUUGAAUGCUAAUGCUCUCAUUGUGCCUGGUGGUCGGACUCUGCAAAUUCCUCGAGCCAGAGUCUCAGAUGGUGGUGAAUACAUUUGUAUAGCCAGAAACCAAGCUGGAGAAAGCAAGAAAAAGAGUUUCCUUACUGUUUAUGUCCCCCCAAAUAUUAAAGACCAGAGUGGAGCAUCUCUUGCAGUGGUGACUGUGAAAGUGGGAAUCCCAGUGACCUUAGAGUGUGAGUCCAAUGCAGUCCCACCACCUGUUAUCACAUGGUACAAGAAUGGACGCAUGAUCACGGAGUCUGCAAACACAGAGAUCCUAGCAGAUGGACAAAUGCUACAAAUCAAGAGUGCCGAGGUGUCUGACACUGGCCAGUAUGUGUGUAAAGCUAUAAACAUUGCAGGGCGAGAUGACAAAAAUUUCCAUCUUAAUGUUUAUGUUCCACCAAGUAUAGAAGGCCCUGAACAAGACUGGAUCAAUGAAACGAUCAGUAAUCCUGUCACUUUUGCAUGUGAUGCUACUGGAAUUCCUCCACCAACACUAAUAUGGCUAAAGAAUGGGAAGCAUAUAGAAAACUCUGACUCACUUGAAAUACAUAUUUUGUCUGGAGGAAGCAAGCUGCAGAUUGCCCGCUCUCAGAUUUCAGAUAGUGGAAACUACACUUGCAUAGCUUCAAAUGUAGAAGGAAAAGCGCAGAAGAGUUACAUCCUUUCCAUUCAAGUUCCUCCAAAUAUUGUUGGAUCUGAAAUGCCAAGUGAAGUCAGCGUCCUCCUUGGGGAAAGUAUCCAACUUGUCUGCAAAGCUAAAGGAAUUCCCAGACCUGCUAUUCAGUGGCUUAAAGAUGGAAACCCAGUUACCAGCAAUGAAUCACAAAGAAUAAGAGUGACUCCAGAUGGCAGCACCUUAAAAAUUUUCGGAGUGCUCAAAUCUGAUGUGGGAAAAUACACUUGUGUGGCUACUAAUCAUGCAGGAGAAGAAGAUCGAAUUUUCAACUUGAAUGUUUAUGUUCCACCAGCAAUAGCUAAUAAUAAAGAUGAAGCAGAGAAGCUAACUGCCCUACAGGAUGCCUCCAUAAACAUUGAAUGUACUGCUGUUGGCACCCCACGACCACACAUAAACUGGCUUAAGAAUGGGCUUCCUCUCUCUAUCUCAUCCCAGAUCAGGUUGUUGUCAGCUGGACAGAUUCUCAGAAUUGUGAGAGCUCAGGUGUCUGAUGUUGGUGUGUACACUUGUGUAGCAUCUAACAGAGCUGGAGUGGACAAUAAACACUAUAAUCUUCAAGUUUAUGUACCACCAAACAUGGACAAUGCAGGAGAAACAGAGGAAGUGACUAUAGUAAAAGGCAAUCCAACUUCUAUGAUGUGCUUUACUGAUGGUACCCCCACCCCCAAUAUGGUAUGGCUUAAAAAUGGACAACCCCUGAGCCUUGGAACCCAUCUGACUAUAAGUCAUCAAGGAAUGGUUCUCCACAUUUCAACGACAGAGACUGAUGACACAGGCAGUUUCACCUGUAUAGCAUCCAAUGAAGCGGGGGAAGUCAGCAAGCACUUUUCCCUAAAAGUGUUGGAGCCCCCUCAUAUCAAUGGAUCUGAUCAACCAGAAGAGAUAUCUGUGGUUGUUAACCACCUACUGGAGCUUUUUUGUAUGUCUAUUGGCAUCCCAGUCCCCAGAAUCACAUGGAUGAAGGAUGGGCGUCCACUCCCACAGAAUGACAAUGUUCAUGUCCUGAGAGGAGGAGAGGUCCUUCGACUAGCCAGUGCUCAGGUGGAAGACACAGGAAGAUAUACGUGUUUGGCAUCUAGUACUGCAGGAGAUGACGAUAAAGAAUAUCUAGUCAGAGUGCAUGUUCCUCCUAACAUUGCUGGUACCAGUGGGCCUCAGGAUCUCACUGUGCUGCAGAACAGACAAGUUAUAUUGGAGUGCAAGUCAGAUGCAGUGCCACCUCCUACGAUCACCUGGCUUAAAGAUGGAGAACUUUUACAGGCAACUCCUCGAGUCCGGAUCCUAUCCAGUGGCCGAUAUCUGCAGAUCAAUAAUGCUGACCUAGGUGAUACAGCAAGCUAUACCUGUGUGGCAAGUAACAUAGCAGGAAAAACUACCAGAGAGUUUGUGCUGACUGUAAAUGUUGCUCCCACAAUCAAAGAUGGUCCUCAAACAGUUGUUGUGAAUAUAAAUAAGUCUGUUGUUCUGGAGUGUGUUGCAGAAGGAGUGCCAACCCCAAGAAUUACAUGGAGAAAGGAUGGGGCUAUUUUUGCUGGAAACAAUGCCAGAUAUUCAGUGUUAGAGGAUGGGUCCCUGUACAUUCACACAGCACACGUUACCGACACUGGACGAUAUUUGUGUAUGGCAACCAAUGCAGCCGGUACUGAACGCAAGCGAAUUGAUCUACAAGUCCAGGUUCCUCCAUCUAUCGCUCCUGGACCCACCAAUUUUACAGUUACUGUAAAUGUCCAAACCACCCUGCCCUGUGACACCACUGGAAUCCCCAGGCCAGCAAUAAGUUGGAAGAAGAAUGGGCAUUUCCUUAAUGUUGAUCAGAAUCAGAAUACAUACAGGCUUUUAUCUUCAGGUUCCCUAAUAAUCAUUUCUCCCACUGUGGAUGACACGGCAGUCUAUGUGUGCACUGUGUCAAAUGAUGCAGGAGAGGAUCAAAGAACAAUUGAUUUCAUUGUACAAGUGCCCCCAUCCAUAGCAGAUGAAGCUACAGAUCUUUUGGUAACAAAACUGUCUCCAGCAGUAAUUUCCUGCACUGCUUCAGGUGUUCCUUUCCCCUCAAUUCACUGGACCAAAAAUGGGAUACGACUCCUUCCCAGAGGAGAUAGCUACAGGAUUCUGUCUUCAGGAACGAUUGAAAUAACUGCGGCACAGUUAGACCAUGCAGGAAGGUAUACCUGUGUGGCCCGGAAUGCUGCUGGCACUGCACACAGACAUGUUACUCUUCAUGUUCAAGAGCUACCAGCUAUUCAGGUGCAGCCAGGAACACUAGAUGUUAUCCUGAACAACCCCAUUCUUUUACCAUGUGAAGCAACAGGUACACCUCUUCCCAUAAUAACGUGGCAGAAGGAGGGCAUCAAUGUAAACACAACAGGCAAUAGUUAUACAGUUCUCCCCAGUGGUAGUUUACAGAUUGCAAGAACAGCUGUUGAGGAUGCUGGCACUUACAUGUGUGUGGCUCAGAAUCCAGCUGGUACUGCCCUAGGGAAGAUUAAGCUAAAAGUUCAAGUUCCUCCAGUUAUCAAACCUCAUUCUAAGAAAUACAUAGUUGCUGUGGAUAAAUCUGCCACUCUGCAGUGUGAAGUGGAAGGCUACCCAGUGCCUGAGAUCGCAUGGCACAAAGAAGGACAGCAGGUUACAGAGUCUUUCAGGCAGCGAAUUCUCAGCACUGGGGCUUUGCAGAUUGCAUUUGUACAGCCUGGUGACUCUGGACAUUACACAUGCAUGGCUGCAAACGUGGCAGGAUCAAACAGUUCUAGCAUGGAACUCAUUGUGCACAUUCCACCUAAAAUCCGUAGUUCAGAGGUGCAGCACACAGUCAUUGAGAAUUCCCAGGCUGUUCUGUCAUGUGUGGCUGAUGGUAUCCCAACACCAACAAUAAACUGGAAGAAAGACAAUAUACCUUUAACAGACACAAUAGGCAAAUACAGGGCUAUGCAGAAUGGAGAUCUCGUUUUGGAGAAUGCUGUUCCUGAAGAUUCUGGUAGUUAUACCUGUGUUGCCAGCAAUGCUGUUGGUGAAGAUAUACACACUGUCAGUCUGAUGGUCCAUGUGCUCCCAGCUUUCACUGAACUGCCUGGAGACAUAGCUUUGAAUAAAGGAGAACAACUCAGAUUAACUUGUAAAGCAAUUGGGACUCCAAUACCCAAAAUAACUUGGACUUUUAACAACAAUAUUGUCCCUGCAAAACUUGACAAUGCUAAUGGACACAGUGAACUAGUUAUUGAAAGAGUAUCUAAAGACGACUCUGGUACCUAUGUGUGUACAGCAGAAAACACAGUUGGCUCUAUAAAGGCUAUUGGAUUUGUGUAUGUCAAAGAGCCUCCGGUCUUCCAAGGGGAUUAUUAUUCUAGCUGGAUUGAGCCCUUGGGUGGUAAUGCUAUAUUGAACUGUGAGGUCAGAGGAGAUCCACCUCCAGCAAUCCAAUGGAGCAAAAAAGGAGUUGGCAUUCAGAUUAGUAACAGGAUCCGACAACUCAGCAAUGGUUCUCUUGCCAUCUAUGGCACUGUUAAUGAAGAUGCUGGUGACUAUACAUGUAUAGCUACAAAUGAUGCUGGCAUGAUUGAGCGCAGUGUGACACUAACGCUUCAGAGUCCUCCAGUUAUUACAGUUGAACCAGUAGAGAUGGUGGUUGAUGCUGGUACCACAGCAAUCCUGAACUGCCAAGCAAAUGGAGAACCUACUCCAACCAUAGAGUGGUCCCGUCAAGGCCAUCCUAUCCUAAGCAAUGACAGAGUGAUUGUCUUGUCUAAUGGCUCCUUGCGUAUUGUUGCAGCACAGAAAGAGGAUACCUCUGAAUAUGAAUGCGUGGCUAGAAAUCUGAUGGGAUCAAUCCUUGUCCGAGUGCCAUUCACUGUCCAAGUGCAUGGCGGAUUUUCAGAAUGGUUUGAAUGGCGACCAUGUAGUGUAACUUGUGGUCAAGGUGUUCAGAAGAGGAUCCGUCAGUGUAACAACCCUCUCCCUGCAAAUGGUGGGAGGCAUUGUCACGGGCGAGAUACAGACAUACGCAGCUGCCAGAACAAACUAUGUCCAGUGGAUGGCAACUGGUCGGAGUGGGGGUCUUGGGAAGAGUGUUCGAGAACCUGUGGACAAGGUAACAAGACCAGAACCAGAACUUGUAGUAACCCAACCACUCAACAUGGUGGAAGACUAUGUGAUGGCAAUGCUAUGGAAUCAAUCAUGUGUAACAUCAGGCCUUGUCCAGUGGAAGGUGCAUGGGGCUCUUGGCUGCCAUGGGGACCUUGCAGUGAUACUUGUGGGAAAGGUACUCAGACCAGACUGAGGCUGUGCAAUAGCCCUCCUCCAUCCUUUGAUGGGUCAUAUUGUGAGGGGCCUGAUACACAGAUGCAGGUCUGCAACAAGAGACACUGUCCAGUGGAUGGAAAGUGGGCUGCCUGGGCCAGCUGGAGUGCCUGUACUGUAUCCUGUGGAGGAGGCACCAGGCAGAGGACAAAGGACUGCUCAGACCCAGCCCCCCAGUUUGGAGGGCACAAAUGUGAAGGAAAUGACAUACAGAUUGACUUCUGCAACAGUGACCCUUGCCCCAUUCAUGGCAACUGGGGUCCAUGGAGUGGUUGGGGAACUUGCAGCCGAACAUGCAGUGGAGGCCAGAUGAGGAGAUAUCGGACCUGUGACAAUCCUCGCCCUGUCAAUGGUGGAAGAGCAUGUGCAGGGGCUGACACGCAGAUACAGAGAUGUAACACUGAUGUGUGCCCUGUGGAUGGAAACUGGGGAACAUGGCAAGCUUGGAUCAGAUGCUCUGCUUCUUGUGGAGGAGGAGAACAGACCCGAACACGACUGUGCACUAAUCCAGCCCCCUCAAAUGGUGGACGUCCUUGCCCAGGAGACUCUUCACAGCUUUCCAGGUGUAACAUCCAAGCAUGUCCAGGUGGGCCUCCACGUGCCAGAGGAAGUGUUAUUGGAAAUAUUAAUGAUGUUGAAUUUGGAAUUGCUUUCCUGAAUUCCACAGUAACAGAUAGCCCUGACUCUGACACUAGAAUAAUACAAGCAAAGAUCACAAAUGUCCCUCGGAGUCUUGGUACAGCAAUGAGGAAGCUAGUUUCCAUUCUAAAUCCUGUUUAUUGGGCAGCUGCAAAGGAAAUUGGAGAAGCAGUGAAUGGAUUUACUCUCACCAAUGCAAUCUUCAAGAGAGAGACUCAAGUGGAGUUUGCAACUGGAGAGAUUUUGCGAAUGACUCAUAUUGCCCGUGGUAUGGAUUCAGAUGGAGCAUUACUGUUGGAUGUGGUAGUGAGUGGCCAUGUUCUGCAGCUACAGUCCUCAGCUGAUGUUAGCGUGAAGGAUUACACGGAAGACUAUAUUCAGACUGGCCCUGGACAAUUGUAUGCCUACUCUACUCGGCUCUUCACCAUAGAUGGAGUUAGUGUACCAUAUACAUGGAACCACACCAUUACCUACGAUCACACUCAAGGAAAAAUGCCAUUCCUGUUGGAAACACUCCAGGCUUCCUCUAUUGCAACAGAGUACAAUCCACUAGAAGAAACACUAGCUUUUAGAAUUCAUGCUUCCAUUGCAAAAGGAGACCAUAGCAAUCAGUGUCCUGCUGGGUUUGGUCUGAACUCUACUGGGCCCUACUGUUCAGAUGAAGAUGAAUGUGGAGUGCGAAAUCCUUGUUCUCAUGCAUGUCAUAAUGCUAUGGGAACCUAUUACUGCUCCUGCCCCAGGGGCCUCACUAUAUCAGCAGAUGGAAGAACGUGUCAGGAUAUUAAUGAAUGUGCAUUAGGUGGACACACCUGCUAUGCUGCUCAGGAAUGUGAGAAUAUCAUUGGCUCCUACCGUUGUGUGGUUAGGUGUGGAAUUGGCUUUAGAAGAACAUCUGAUGGAUUGAGCUGUCAAGAUGUUAAUGAAUGCCAAGAGUUCAACUCCUGUCAUCAGCACUGCUUCAAUACCAUAGGAAGUUUCCACUGUGGCUGUGACCCAGGAUAUCAGCUAAAAGGCAGAAAAUGCAUGGAUAUAAAUGAAUGCAGGCAGAAUGUAUGCAGACCAGAUCAGCACUGCAAGAACACACGUGGUGGUUAUAAGUGCAUUGACCUGUGUCCAAAUGGAAUGACCAAAGCAGAAAAUGGAACAUGCAUUGAUAUUGAUGAAUGCAAAGAUGGUACCCAUCACUGCAGGUACAACCAGAUUUGUGAGAAUACACGAGGGAGCUACCAUUGCAUAUGUCCAAGAGGGUAUCGAUCCCAGGGAGUUGGAAGACCCUGUCUGGACAUUAAUGAAUGUGAACAAGUGCCUAAACCGUGUGCAUUUCAAUGUGCCAACACCCCCGGCAGCUUCAAGUGUAUCUGUCCACCUGGACAACAUUUAUUAGGUGAUGGAAAAUCUUGCGCUGGAUUGGAGAGGUUGCCAAAUUAUGGCGCCUAUUACAAUAACUAUAACCAUGCUCAAUUCUCCCCUGUAAGAGACAACUAUCAACCUCAACAGUAUUACAGGCAUGCCUCAGAUCUCUACAGCUCCUACUCAGAGUAUAGAAACAGCAGAAUACCUCUCUCCAGGACUAGAAGGAAUAUUAGAGAAACUUGCCCUGGAGGCUAUGAGGCACAAAAUGACAAAUGUAUAGAUAUUGAUGAAUGUGAAAACAGAGAUGCCUGUCAGCAUGAGUGUAGAAACACCUUAGGAAGUUAUCAGUGUGUCUGUCCAACUGGUUAUCAUCUUAUGCCCAAUGGCAAAACAUGCCAAGAUGUUGAUGAGUGCCUUGAACAGAACAUUCACUGUGGACCAAAUCGCAUGUGCUUUAACAUGAGAGGAAGCUACCAGUGUAUAGAUACACCUUGUCCACCAAACUAUCAGCGAGAUCCUCUUUCUGGCUUCUGUCUCAAGAACUGCCAACCUAAUGAUUUGGAAUGUGCCCUUAGCCCAUAUGCCUUGGAAUACAAACUCGUUUCCCUGCCAUUUGGAAUAGCUGCCAAUCAGGAUUUAAUUCGACUGGUUGUCUACACUCAAGAUCGAGUGAUGCAUCCCAGAACAACUUUCCUAAUGGUAGAUGAGGACCCAACAAUCCCAUUUGCUCUAAGAGAUGAAAAUUUAAAAGGCGUAGUGUUCACAACCAGGCCACUGCAAGUGCCAGAGACAUACCGGAUGAGAGUCAGAGCUUUGUCCUACAGCACUGACAGAAACAUUGAAUAUCAGACGACAUUCAUUGUUUAUAUAGCUGUGUCUGCCUAUCCAUAUUAAAAAGCACACUUCAACUAGUAAUUGAAGUAUUUUAACCAUAUUCAUAAGUGCCAGUGGGUAUUACCACUUCCAGACUCACAGUACUGCCUCCUCUUAAAAACAGUUGCAAACUUUGCAAAGUGAAAGUGGUGCUAUGCUCUUUUCUUAUGCUUUCCCUGAAGAUGCCAAUAUUUCCAUAAUUCCAACGUAAAAAAAAAUCCAUGGUUCUAAGGAGCCUUUACCACUUGCUUUAUUUAUUACACUGGAGCAGUAACUUUCCACAGAUGGUUCUGAAAAUUCACCAGAACAAAUCAGAAGUGCAAGGUGGCAUUUUAGUGGUCAAAGUAGCAGACAAAAAUCAGUCUAAUUCUAAGAAGCUAAACGAGGACUAGAUAUGUUGCUAAAUGUUUUACAAAUUUAUCUGCUGAAAAAUGAUAUUUUUCUUCCCAAAUACUUGAUAGAAAUAGGUUUGUAUGUAUGUUGUUUCAUUUGGUCAAAAAGGAAAAAUACCACUUGACACACAAAUGCUAAAAUGGAUGCCAUACUGGUGCUUAUUUUCACUAGGAAAUUUUUGAAUAGGAACCUGUGACAUUCAUGUGAUUUCAGCCAGGCCAUUACUGUUCUGAAGAAAAAAUUACACAGCUACUUUCACCUUAGACAGCAGAUAUUUUAGAAUACAAAUCUUACUCUGACAUUUUGGUAUAACCCAUUAAUUUAGCUCCAAAUCUUCCACAUUCCACUACUGCUGGUUGGUUGUUUUCAAAAAUGGACCUUUUUCCCCAAAAAAUCUAGCAAGUUUGGUUCAGCAAAAUAUUAGGUGUCAAUACACUGUAUAAAGGUGGCAACAAACUCUGGAAGUAAUUUUGUCAAGAUGUAUUCUAUUUUUAUGAAAUGUAUAUAUGUGGUUUUCCCCCAUGUGUAUUUUCUAUGCAAUAUCUUGAGUUUUUUAUAACAACAUUUUUA